Molecule: messenger RNA, 14644 nt
Organism: Oreochromis niloticus (Nile tilapia)
Lineage: Eukaryota; Metazoa; Chordata; Actinopteri; Cichliformes; Cichlidae
Gene: vps13d
Product: vacuolar protein sorting 13 homolog D
Exons: 70
Coding region: 648-13826 (4392 amino acids)
Biological process (GO): protein targeting to vacuole; protein retention in Golgi apparatus; mitochondrion organization
Molecular function (GO): protein binding
Source: RefSeq, a predicted model, not a curated record
UGUUUUUGUCAUGUGACAGGAAGUAUAUGUUGAAGUUCGACAUAUUUCGAACAUUAUUCGGAAGUGUGUUAUUUACAAUGUAGCGACACAUAACUCUAACGUAUUGAAAUACGACAGUUACAGGUUUUAUUUUGUUUGGUUUUUUAUUUUGUCUGAGAAGCUCAACAGUGUUGCCAUCAGUUGCUUAUUAGAUUAGCGGGUUGUGAUCUCUGUGACAUGCUAGAUUUAGCAUUUAGCAUACUGGCUACCUUGCUAUGAUCCGUCACCACAACCAUCUCGACUUGGGUGCUCUCUUUUGACGGAUAACGCUGGUCAAUAAGUCCGCUUUCAGUUUCACUUUUUCCCCCUAUUUAGCUAGUGCCCCUUCCUUAAUGCCGGAACAUAUUUAACUACCUUGGGUUGCUGUUGCUGUCCCACUAAAUGUUUCUAAAGUCCUGUCCUGAGUGCUCUGACAUGACAUGGCCACCGACUGACAGUGGCAAUAGGCUGGUACUGACAAGAACUCAAGGAUGGAUCGAUAAGGCAGCUGUCGUCUUUGGCGACAUUUAACGGCUCCCUCGUAAGACCUGCAAUCAAGAGGGUCAAUCUUUCAUCAUCACAAUUUUCUCCCACCACGGGGUGGUUCUCAUCACCCCCCAGCCAUCAGGAUGUUGGAGGGCCUUGUUGCCUGGGUGCUGAACACAUACCUAGGAAAAUAUGUUAGCAACCUAAACACAGAUCAACUCUCCAUUGCUCUUCUGAAAGGUGCAGUGGAGUUAGAGAACCUCCCUCUGAGGAAGGAUGCCCUUCGAGAGUUUGACUUACCAUUCGAAGUCAAAGCAGGCUUCAUUGGAAAGAUCACUCUCCAGAUCCCUUUCUACCGGCCUCACAGUGACCCAUGGGUCAUCUCCAUGUCCCAGCUCAACCUGAUUGUUGGCCCUGCCCAGCUGCAGGAGUAUGACGGAGAGAGGGACAAAGACGAGGAGAGAGAACGCAAAAAACGCCUCCUCAAAGCUCUCGAAGACAAAUUCAAAAAUGAGUGUGAACAGACAGGAGAGUCGUACUGGUACUCUGUGACUGCCUCAUUAGUCACCAGAAUUGUGGAAAAUAUUGAGCUGAAGAUCCAACAUGUGCAUCUACGAUUUGAGGAUGACUUUUCCAACCCUGAGAAGCCCUUUUCCUUUGGCGUUUGCAUCAACAAUAUAUGUGCUCAGAACCCUUCCAGGGAAUUGGUCCAGAAGCUUUUCAGACAAAAGCAGUUGGAGAUCGAAGACUUCAGUGUCUACUGGGACACUGAGUGUGAAAUGCUGGGAAAGCUGCCCAUUAACCAGAUCCAGGAUGCCAUGAGCCAGUGUAUGCAAAGCCGUGACCAUCAGUACAUCUUUGAGCCGGUGUGCGCAUCUGUGCUGCUCCGAAGAAACACUUCCAAGGAGCCUUUGAGGUCCCGACACACCCCACGAAUCGAAGGCCAGGUUCAGCUGGAGUCUAUGUCUUUACGCCUUUCACAGGUGCAGUACCAGCAGAUCAUGGCCUUCCUUAAAGAGCUGGAUCGCAGGGAAAGAGAGAUGUUUUACAGAAAGUGGAGACCGAAAGUACCUAUUUCAGGAAACUGCCGACAGUGGUGGAUGUUUGCCAUCCAAGCCAACCUGAGUGACAUAAAAGAGCAACGGCGGCGAGGCAGUUGGGACUUUGCCCUGCAGCGCGCCCGGGACUCCCUAACCUACACCAGCCUCUACUUCAGAAGGCUCAAAGGAGUCCUGAGUCCUCAGGAAGAGAGUGAGCUGGAGCGGGUUGAGGAUGAGCAGACAUUUGAAGAGCUGCAGAUUCUCAGAGAAGUUGUCCAUGAGUGGUUUCGAAAGCAGGAAGUAAUUGCAGAGAAUGCACGUGAGCCCAGCAGUGAGCCCCAGACGUGUUCAUCUACAACAUCUGUUCCAAAGAGCGGGAGUUCAGGAAUGAUCCAGUACCUACAAUCGUGGUUCCCAGGCUGGGGGGGCUGGUAUGGAGAGUCCCAGGAUCCAGAUAGGCCACAAGAACUCCUGCAAAGUCCAUCCUCUUGGAAUAUUCUUGCAGAAACAGAAGAAUUGUUUGACCCCUUGGAGGACUCUCACACUUUGAACACGUUCACCAGGCGAGAUCAUCUGUUUGCCCGGUUGGACUUCUUACUGGAGAAGGGUGGAGUCACCCUCUUCCACCAGGACAAGUGUGGAGACACGCUGCAUGAGAGUGGAGUCAUACAGCUGGAAUUCUCUGGGGUGAAAGUGAUGGUGGAGUCUCUCCCUCGCUCAGAGUCCUCCUUAUUGUCUGUAAAGCUGGGAAGUUUGUUCCUUCGAGACUUGACCACUCAGGGCACUAUCUUUCCUGUCCUGGUGUCGCCCAAAACGGGGAACGUUGUUGUUGCUGCUAACCAGUCAUCGAGCCAGUCCAGCACUACUUCUGGAUGCAAUGCGGAAUGCGUAUCAUGCCCAGUGUUUGAGAUGAUUUACGAGCGUAACCCUGUGAGGUGCAAGUUUGAGAGAAGACUGGAAGUAAACACUAGUCCACUGAACAUAAUCUACAACCCACAAGCUAUAAAAGAAGUGAUCGAAUUCUUUUAUAAGGGAAGAAUUCACACCUCGGGUUUUGGGUAUCAGUCAGAACUGGAGCUGAGAGUGGCAGAAGCUGCAAGGAGGCAGUACAACAAGCUGAAAAUGCAGACCAAGGCAGAAAUCCGACAAACCAUCGAUCAGCUGCUUGUGGGAGAGUUCAUUGAGAACAGUAAGCGCUGGACCAUGAAAUUGGACAUCUCUGCACCCCAGGUGAUUUUUCCUGAUGACUUCCAGUCAGGAGACCCAAUGCUUGUUGUUGUUGAUUUAGGCAGGAUUCUGCUGACAAACUCUCAAGAUGACAAUAAGUCCAACUCAAUGGCUACUCAGCCAGAAAGAGAAAACAUAAGUGAUGAUGAGUACCAGACUCCUCUUGCAACCCCACCAGAAUCUCCCCCACCUGAACUCGAUGUGCCUUUGAAAGCACAGGUGAAAUACCCUGAGUUUACAAGCUUCAGGUCUCUGGAAGGUACUCAGGCCUAUAGACAAAAGCUUUAUGAAAAAUACUCCUUAUCCUUCAAAGACCUCCAGAUAAUGGUCGGUCGCUAUAAAGACAACUGGAAACAUCUUCAGGAGAGUGAGGUAGGGCCUACACACGUGGUGGAGAAAUUCAAUGUCCUCUUGCAGCUUGAGCAGAGACUGCGCUACACAUCUGACCCCCAGCUCCCCGGUGCUGUGCUGUCAGGAACCCUACCAGACCUCAAGAUCCAUAUGAACCUUGAGAAGAUGACUGCUCUUAGGAGUUGUCUGGCUAGACUAAACAGUCCAGCUGUAAAUGAAGGAAACAAAGGCCAAGAGAAGAGUCAGACUCUCAGACCUUCUGAUCCUCUUACCCUCCGCCAUGAAAAGAUAUUUCAAAGAGAAGAGAGCUCAUGGAAGCUGCAGGGUUCAGCCAAAAAUCUGACUCAGAGCGUGAUGACAUUGGAGCAGCAUACACGUGAAGUCUUGGUGGAAUCCCGUCUACUGUUAGCUGAAUUCAACAUUAACUACAUGCAGCUUGGUGUAGAGAGUGAUGGGCGGUACAUAUCUGUUCUUAAAGUGUUUGGCACAAAUGCUCAUUUUGUCAAGCGACCAUAUGAUGCAGAAGUUGCUCUAACUGUCCAUGGUCUUCUGCUGGUGGACACCCUACAAACUUACGGCUCAGACUUUGACCUCCUUGUUGCUUCUCAUAAGCAUCUCAGUUUUGACAUACCCACAGGCAGCCUAAGAGAAAGCCAGCCAUCAUCUCCUGUUUCAGCUAAUGGCAGUUCUCCUCCACAUCAGCAAAGCUGUACUGAGCAGUCUUCUCACCUGCCCUCAGAUGGACUCUCCCCCUUCAGUUCCCUUUUCAAAGACCAAGAAGCCCUGAUUAAGCUUGAGUACCAGUUUGUCAGCUCAGACUGCCCCUCCAUGAAUUUGGAAAGCUCCCUUCAGGUUACAAGCAUGCAGGUCAAUAACCUGGAUAUCAUUCUCAACCCUGAGACUAUGGUAGAACUGCUCAAGUUCCUGCAGAAGUCUUUCCCCAAAGAAGAAGGCACCUGGACGUCACCAGUGCAACACGAUAAAGCACAACAACAUACAGAACAGGACUGUGGUGAGGAACAGGAUGGGAUAUAUCAGUCCACCUAUGACCAGAACAAAGAACUGACCGUGGAGAUCCAUCGCCUCAACCUGCUUCUCCUCCGUACAGAGUCUACCAGCACUGUUUUAGGCACUGAGAAGAAAGGUUUGAAGAUUGCCACUGCCAGCAUUACUGGUACCAAGGUCAAUGUGUCCAUGGGUAGCCGGUUGGACAUUAACGGUUCACUUGGAUGCAUGCAGCUGGUGGACCUAACCCAGGAGGGAGGCCGAAGCCAGUUUGUGGUCAGCAUUGGUAGUGUUGAAGACUGCUCCCCAAGUCUUGAUGGAUUAACAUUCCUCCCCGACACACGAGAACGUUCUCCUGCAGAAGCUUUGAAUUUCCACCUUAUGGAGAAAUCCCAAGGAGAGUGUUCUUUGAAACUUCAAAUGGCAUCAUUGCACUACAACCACUCAGCUAAGUUCUUAAAGGAACUCAGUCUCUCAGCCAAUGAAGUAGAAGACAAUUUCCGCUCCAUGUUGAAAAGAGCUGCCACGAAAGUGUCAACAGUUCUAGCCAACAAAACAGCAGAGUAUAGUGGGAUGGUGUCACUCUUUGAGACGCCGUCACGGAAAAUUCGAUCUUUGAGUCAGAGCUGGGUCUAUCCGUUUGAGGAUGAAGAGGACGUUCCCAUGGAGGAACCUGAAUCCACUUUAGAUACAUUCUUAGUAAAACUGACCCUGAACAUUAGCAUUGAAUCACCAGUUGUGUCCAUUCCCCGUAAACCUGGUCACCCGGAACUCUUGGUUGGUCACCUGGGAAGCAUAACAAUCCAGAAUUUUGUUGCUGGACAAGACUCAGAAGAAGAAAGGUUGCAGGUGUUGGUGAAGGACAUUUGCCUCUAUUCACUCAAAAUGACUAAUUUAGUUGUGAAGAGGCUAGGCAAAGGGGUUAAUGCUGGCAGCGUGUCACCAACUCACGACAGGAGCAACACUCAGGAUGGACCACAGUUCACACGUCAUGACUUCUUUGAAUCCUUAAAUAAGGGAAAAGCUUUCCAUAUACUGAAAGACACCACUAUACAGUUCACCCUGGAGAAAGUUCCUGUUGAUCGAGAUGCACAGUUUACCCUCCUCACCACAGAGGAAUCCUUCAAGAGCACAGGACUACUGAGAAUUGAGGGCAAAUUUGUUAAUCCUGUUAAGGUGUUCCUGUGCAAGCCUGUGUAUGAACAAGUUCUCCAGACACUGGACAAUUUGUCCCUGACUGAAGAGCAACAUGUUACACCGAGCCAGCCGCCCACACCCCCACCACCAACACCUUCCUGCACCAAACCUCACCGCUUUCCCGACCCCCAGGGAGGAAUGUUUGCAAGGGACCCUCCCCAUUUCAGCUUCUCUCACAUGUCACUUUCAUCUCCUUUGCCUCUACAGUCGAACAAACCUACAAUGGACUCUUCCUCGUUCACUCAGCUAAAAGUCACCUUACAUGUGGCAGAAUUGCAGGUUCAUCUCAGUGCUGAUCUAACACAGGGGUCCCAGGGCUUAGUCAGUUUGCGCUUCCAAGAUUUGGAGGGAGACUUUACCAAGGAUCACCCUCAUUUACUGGAAAUCCAGCUGGCUCUUCGUUCCCUGCUCAUGGAAGACCUUUUGGAGCAGAAUCCCGAGUCCAAGUACAAACAUUUGAUGGUGUCUCGCGGAGCUCCCAAACCUUCCACCUUUAGUCCAAAGGAGUACCUUUCUCAAAGCUGUCCGUCAGCAUCUAAUGCUUUGUACCCAGUCAUGCCUCGGUCACUGCCCGCUCACAUGGAGGAGGCUCAGAAUGUCUUCCAGCUGUACCAGAGGCAUCCCAGCAACCCUUCAUCUAGCAGUCGCAAAUCCAAGAGGGGCCCGGACUGUCCCAGCACUCCUCCUCCUUCUCCGAGCCACCACACACCCUCUCCUAACCCACCACCAGAUUUUGACGAGUCACUUGUCCAUAUCAGUGUACAGCUGGUUGACCAGAACCAUCCAGAGUUCAGAACGCAUUAUGGGAGCGUAGGCCGAAGUGUGGACGUUGACUUUAAUUGCCUGGACGUUUUGAUCACGCUACAGACCUGGGUGGUUAUUCUGGACUUUUUUGGUGUUGGCUCUACUGCCAAUAAUCAUGCAGUGAAGGUGCCUGUGACACCCCAACCCGCGCCGGGAGAGCCUCUCUAUGAGCCAGACAGCGGUGAGAAGGACAAAAGAGAGCCUGUCAACACCAAAGUCGACCUAAAGGUUCAUUCUUUGUCUCUUGUACUGAACAAGAAACUCAAUGAGCUUGCCAAAGCAAGUGUGUCCAAAUUAUCUGCUCAUCUGGAGAUGUUUGACGGUGACAUGGCAUUACAAGGAACUCUAGGAAGUUUAUCUCUGAGUGACCUGACCCCACAUGGUGAUCUCUACAGAGAGCGCUUCACUACACAAGGAGGGGAGGCACUGAUCUUCAAUAUUCUUAAGUAUGGCCAGCCUGACCCUGACCUGGAGCGGGAAUGUGACAUCAAGGUGUCUUUGCAGAUGGCGUCAGUGCAUUACGUGCACACACAGCGCUUUCAAGCUGAGGUGGCAGCCUUCAUCCAACACUUCACUCAGCUACAGGAUGUGCUAGGCCGGCAGCGGGCUGCAGUGGAGGGCCAGCUUGUACGUGAUCAACCUCAAAGGGCAUCCAGAGUCCUGCUGGAUAUUGAAGCUGGGGCCCCAGUUAUUCUCAUCCCAGAGAGUUCCUGGUCACCAAGGCUCAUUGUAGUCAACCUCGGUCAGCUGAGGGUGAAGAACCGCUUCCUUCCAGCAGGGGCUUAUGGGACUUUUUCCCUCAGAGACAAGGAGCAUGUCCACAGUGCGGCAGAGAGAUGCAGUGAUCAGGAGACGCGCAGAGUCUCCACAUGCAGUUCGACCUCAUGCACAGGUCUGGGCCGGCCUGAGAGGCCACAAACCGUAGACACAGAGAAGGCACCUGAGAAGGAUGGCCCUCGCAGUUUAGAAAACCACGUGUGCUUGUUGGACUGCAUUGCAUUGGACCUGCAGGAGAUGGAUAUCUUUGCUGCUGAGCGUUUGCCAAGUCAGCCCUUGGACAGUGGUGGUAAACCUCUUGAAUAUUCAGACCUGGUCUUUCCUUCCUAUUGUGUCCGUCGCACUGGAAACAACCUGCUGAAAGACUGCUGCCGCCUCAAACUUAAAGUGGAGCGCAACCUGGACAAAGAGCUCAGCCAUGUGGUACCCGACAUGUCCAUCCAAGGCAGCCUGUCAUCGGUACACUGCUCUCUGGAUGUGGACCACUACCAUCUGAUCAGAGGGCUACUGGAGAACAACCUGGGAGAGCCUAUUGAAGAGUUCCUGCGACCCUACAACCUGCAGGAUCCCAGCACCUAUACGGUGUUGAGUGGAGAUGUUUAUACCAACUUCUCAUUCUUGUUGGACAUGAUGGAUGUCAGUUUGGAGCUACUAUACAAUCCCCAAAACAGUGAACACAAAUGCUCAUUAGCAAGGUUCGACUUCCUUAAAUCAAAGCUGCUCUUUGAGAGUUUCUCUAAUGGAUCCAAGUCUGUCAACCUGGUGUCUCAUUCCCUGCUGGCAUAUGACACUCGAUACACCGGGUUAAAUAAAAGAGCUGGUGAAGAUGAUGGGACAAGGCACAAUGUAUUUGAUUGCAUUCUCCAGGCAUCCAAAACAGGCGCUAACCGGGCAUCCUUACAGCUUGAACUGCAUUAUAGAUCCACACGUGAGUCUUCCAGCUUCACAGUGGUCCUCAAUAACCUCAGGGUCUUUCUGAUCUUUGACUGGGUCCAGCUGGUAGGGGACUUCCUGCAGAAGCCGACUGAGAAGAUACCCAGUGAUGCCAGACAUCAUCAGCGCUGGCCUAGUAACACUAGCACAGAUUCAGGUUCUAGUACCAUGGCCAGCACAAUAGGAACUGUUAUGCCAAAGACGGUCAAGAGUGGGGUAGUCACCAAGAGGUCCACGGUGUCAGUCACCCAGGAACGCUGCCUUGAGAUCAAGAUCAACGUCACAGGAACAGAGUUUGUGGUUGUGGAGGAUUCAUCCUGCCUGGAUACCAAUGCCAUCAUUUUAAAAGGCACCACUGUCCUUACCUACAAACCCCGUCUGCUGGACCGACCCUUCUCUGGCAGCCUGGCAGGAAUAGAGGUAUUCUCAUGUCGGCUGGGCAGCGAGCAGGAAACUGCACUCUCCAUCAUCGACCCGGUCAAUAUCCAGCUGGAGCUGUGUGGGAGCCCCACAUACCAAAGCAGUUCAGGUCUAUUGGACGCCUUCAAUGUAGAGGACAUCCCACCGCUGCUGGAGAUUCAGUUUCCAGCCCUAGACAUCCGUCUGUCCUACAACGACAUACAGCUCUUCUUGGCCAUCACCAAGUCUCUCCCUACUGCGAGUGCCCCACUGCCUCAUGUCUCUGACACCACUGCUCCCCCCACCAAAGGAGCCAGCCCUGCACCCAAAGACAUCUUCAGGCAGAAGACUGAGUCACUUAUAGAGGGUCAGCUAACCCACUUAGAAGACCUUGGUUUCAGGAAGGAGGACUGCAAAACAGCCCUGAUCCACUGUAAAGGUCAGCUGGAUCAAGCUGCAACAUGGCUGCUGGAGAAUGCUGAGAAUAUAGCAGGUCAUCCUCGAGCCAGGGCUAACUCUGGGACCAGCAGCCACUCAGCUCCUUUGUCAGGAGUGGAGGUGAAGGCUGAUAGCAUCUGCAUCUGUUUCAUCGAUGACUGCCUGGACUGUGACAUACCGCUGGCAGAGCUAACCUUUUCCAGGCUUUACGUGCUGCAGCGCAUUGGUUCCAUCCAAGAAGGCAACGCUAGCUUCACUCUGUCUGGAGACUACUACAACCGAGAGCUGUCAGGCUGGGAGCCCUUUAUUGAGCCCUGGCCCUGCAUCCUUUCGUGGCAGCAGCAGGCCGCUGGUCGUCUCCAUCCUCCACGUCUUAAGAUGGGGAUUCGAGCCAAGCAGAGACUGGACAUCAACAUCACUUCUGUCCUGCUGGAACAAUACACCACCACCAAGAGCUCCUGGAUAGCUGACUACUGUAAUGAGGAGGACCAGGCCCCCCAGACUUCGCCCCCCAUGCCCUGGAUAGGCUCUUCAGUUGAUCCACCCAGCUUUGGACAAAGUGCGCCUCUUGCUCACCUUAGAACUAGGAGCACAGCCAGCUUGACUUGCCUCGAGCAGCAGAUUCAUUCCAGAGAUGUCAAGUUGUCUAAGAAGAGGCAGCCCUUUGUCCCCUAUGCUCUACGCAACCAUACAGGAUGUACUAUGUGGUUUGCCACUAUGACUACAACACCCACCAGGGUAGCACUCUCCCACAGCAGUAGUGCAGACUCCAUUUCUGAUGUCCACAGUUCAGGAUCUGAUGACAGCCACAAUGUGAGCCAGUGGAGAGAGGUGCUGCCUGGGGAGGAGAUUCCCUUUGAGUUCGAGGCCCAUGAGAAACUCCGUCAUCGACACACUCAUGAGCUGAAACUGCACCAGCUGCUGGUUCGUGUAUGUGGAUGGGAGCAAGUGAAGCCGGUGUCUGUGGACAAAGUGGGCAUUUUCUUUCGUUAUGCAGCUCCAGACAGGAGCAGCUCUUCCAACACUGUCGGCAGCCCUAUUAGCAGGACCAACAUUAUCCACCCACACGUUUACUUCUCUGCCCUGCCUCCUGUGAGAGUGGUCUUCUCCAUCACAAUGGAGGGCAGUGCCAGGAAGGUGGUCACAGUCCGCUCUGCCCUCAUGGUCAAGAACCGACUGGAUGUUCCUAUGGAGGUCAGACUGGAUAGCCCCUCCGCGCCUGACAAACCAGUAGUGUUGCCUCCAAUCCUGCCUGGCCAGGCCUUGGCAGUCCCCCUCCACUUGACCUCCUGGCGGCUGCAGUCUCGGCCUAAAGGCCUGGGUUUGUUCUUCUGUAAGGUUCCUAUCCACUGGACCACGGUGGAGCGGCCUGGAGAGAUCAGCAGCAGUAAGAGGGAGUGUCAGUCAGCAGACUUUGAUGACAGCCUCAAGCACAGCUUCAGGUUUUGCGUGGUCAUAAAAAAGGAGAACUACCCAGACCAGCAGCCUGCCAACAAAUACGUUUCUGGCAGUACAAAGCAAAUCUAUCGACAGCCAGGGCACACGGUCUACCUUCUGCCUACCAUGGUGCUGGCCAAUUUGCUGCCCUGUGACAUCAGCUACUACAUUAAAGGAAUGUCCAUUAAAGGCUCACUGAAGCCGGGAAAAGAGGCUGUGCUCCAUGCUGCUGACACCUCACAGAACAUGGAGCUGGGAGUCCUGCUGGAGAACUUCCCUGUGUGUAAAGAGCUGCUGAUUCCGCCGGGAACUCAGAACUAUGUAGUACGCAUGCGCCUGUAUGACACCAACAAACGUCUUCUUUGUCUCACCAUUCGGAUCAUUUUACGAGCACAGGGAGCAUUAAAAAUCUUGAUUUCUGCCCCCUACUGGCUUAUCAACAAGACUGGUCUGCCAUUAAUUUUCCGUCAGGACAAUACCAAGACUGAUGCAGCAGGCCAGUUUGAGGAGCACGAGCUGGCCCGUAGCCUCAGCCCAUUGCUCUUCUGCUACACCGACAAGGAACAGCCUGCUAUGUGUACAAUGCGGAUUGGUAAAGGAAUCCAUCCAGAUGGAAUUCCUGGCUGGUGUCAAGGCUUCUCCCUGGAUGGAGGAAGUGGAGUCAGAGCAGUCAAAGUGAUCCAACAUGGAAACAGGCCUGGCCUCAUCUACAACAUCGGUAUCAGUGUGCGCAAAGGAAAAGGACGCUAUAGAGACACACACAUCGUAACCUUUGCUCCACGCUACCUGCUGGACAACCGAUCUACACACAAACUGGCCUUUGCUCAGAGAGAAUUUGCAAGAGGAAAGGGUACGGCCAACCCGGAUGGUUACAUCUCCACCCUGCCAGGCUCCAGCGUUGUCUUUCACUGGCCGCGAAAUGACUAUGACCAACUGCUAUGUGUGCGCUUCAUGGACAUCCCCAAUUGCACAUGGUCAGGAGGCUUUGAGGUUAACAAACCCAAGUCUUUUCAUGUAAAUAUGAGGGACACACUGGGGAAUUGUUUCUUCCUACGGACAGAGAUUACCCUGAAGGGAGCCACCUACCAGAUCUCCUUUACUGACACUGACCAGCUGCCUCCUCCUUUCCGCAUUGACAACACCUCUGAGGUGCCUAUUCAAUUCUGGCAGCACGGUGUAGUUGACAUGCAGCUGCACACUGAGGUGAAGCCAGGCGCAGUGCUAGACUAUGCCUGUGAUGAGCCUACAUUGCCCCCGUGCCUCAUACUCACUGUGAAGGGAGCUGGAUCUUCUGAGGUCACAGCUGACAUGAACUUCUUCCGAGAAUACAACAAACUCUACUACGAGAACUUCAUCUACAUCGCAGCCACGCACACUUUCUCACAGACUGUCGAGAGAAGACUUGUUGGGAAGAAGUGUUUGGUGAGCUGUGCUGAACUGGUUUUAGAUGUGGACACUAAGACUCAGAGGGUCAUCCUGAGGAAGAAGGAGCCAGGGAAGCGCUCCCAGCUGUGGAGGAUGACUGGGACUGGCAUGCUUUGUCAUGAAGGUUCAUCUCCACCACAGAGCAAACCAGCUCAGCCACGCCCACUGGACUCCUCUCUUGUACUGGACAUCGCUGGACUUGCAGCUGUUAGCGACAACAGCUUUGAGCCACUGAUGCUGAGGAGGCCAGACUCACGACGCAGCACCACCCAGACAUGGUACUUCAGCUCAGGCAUGCUGACCUGUGGCCUACCUCGACUGGUAGUACAGGUGAAAGGUGGGGUUGCCGGCCUGUAUGAUGGAGCAGAGGUGGUGCUAGGACCAGAUUCUGGACUUCUGGAGCCUAGUCUUGAGCAGCAGUUCAUCAACCAGAAGAUGAGGCCGGGUUCUGGGGUUCUGUCAGUCCAGGUGCUGCCAGAUGGACCCACACGUGUCUUACAGAUCAGUGAUUUCAAUCAGAGGAGAAUGAUGAGGAGCUCCCCUAGUACAGAACAGGAUCGGGGCAAAGAUGAUGUGAAGAAGAGAGAGGCUGAGCAGGAGCUGGAGGUGUUGGUGAACUUGGAGGAGGGGCUAGGGUUGUCUCUGGUCAACAAGGUUCCUGAGGAGCUUGUUUUUACUACGCUGUCUGGUAUAGAUGUCCACUUUACUCGCACUGCUGCCAAUGAAGUGUUGGAGCUGAGCAUCCACAAUAUACAGGUGGAUAAUCAGCUCUUGGGUACCACUCAUCCCGUCAUGCUGUGUGUGACUCCCAGUUCCAGUGAGAGCAGUGUAAGUGACAGUGGCCCAGCAAUGCAAGUCAAUUCAGUCAAGGUUCCUAGCAGCCUCAUGCUUACUGACCUCUACAAGCACCUGAUGGUGACAGCUCGUCGCUUCACUGUCAUAAUUGAGGAGAAGCUGCUUCUCAAGCUGCUCAGUUUCUUUGGAUAUGGACAGACAGAUGCUGAGCUGGAGAAGUUGGAUGAAAACCUCCGUGACAAGCCCAAUGAGGACACUGGACCUCCAAAACGGUACUACUUUGAGAAUUUGAAGAUCAGCCUUCCUCAGGUGAAACUGAGCGUCUUCACCUCUCACAAGCUGCCUGCUGAACUCAAGGCCCUGAAAGGUACCCUGGGCUUUCCUCUAGUUCGCUUUGAAGAUGCAGUCAUCAACAUGUACCCAUUCACAAGAGUGCAUCCCUAUGAGACACAGGAGAUCAUCAUCAAUGACAUCCUUAAACACUUCAGAGAGGAGCUCAUCAGUCAAGCGGCUCAGAUACUUGGGUCUGUGGACUUCCUGGGGAACCCCAUGGGCCUCCUCAAUGACGUCUCUGAGGGCAUGACUGAACUCUUCAAACAUGGCAAUGUGGGUGGUCUCAUACGCAGUGUAACCCACGGUGUGUCCAACUCUGCAGCCAAGUUUGCAGGCACUUUAUCGGAUGGGCUGGGAAAGACUAUGGACAAUCGGCACCAGAAUGAACGAGAGUACAUCAGAUACCACGGAGCCACCAGUGGAGAGCACCUGGUAGCAGGGAUUCAUGGAUUGGCUCACGGUAUCAUUGGAGGCAUGACGAGCAUCAUCACUUCCACAGUGGAGGGUGUGAAGACGGAGGGUGGAGUCGGUGGCUUCUUCUCUGGCCUGGGUAAAGGCCUUGUUGGUACUGUGACCAAACCGGUGGCUGGAGCUCUGGACUUUGCAUCAGAGACAGCCCAGACAGUCCGGGAUAUGGCUAGUCUCAGUAAUCAUAGGCUCACUGUGCAGCGUGUGAGGAAGCCCCGCUGCUGUAAGGGACCCCAGGGUCUGCUGCCUCGAUACUCAGCCACACAAGCGGACGGUCAGGAGCAACUGUUCCACCUCACAGACAACAUUCACUCCGAGUUCUUCAUUGCUGUUGAGCCCAUCGACACCUACUGCGUACUCAUCUCCUCAAAAGUUGUCUACUUCCUGAAGCCAGGUGACUUCGUGGAUCGUGAGGCCAUCUUUCUGGAGGUCAAAUACGAUGACCUCUACCACUGUCUGGUAUCUAAGGAUCAUGGGAAGGUAUAUGUGCAACUCACCAAGAAGGCUGAGAAUACUAGCAGUGGUGUGGCAAUUCCUGGUCCUUCCCACCAGAAGCCCAUGGUCCAUGUGAAAAGCGAGAGCCUCGCCAUCAAAAUAUCCCAAGAAAUCAACUACGCCAAGAGUCUGUACUACGAGCAACAGCUCAUGCUUCCUUCCACUGAGAAUGAGGACUGCUUACUGCUUGAAUCCUGAUCAGGACUCUUGGAGAUGGUGUCUGUGGGACUGUGGGGCAUUUAAUUGAUUUUUGCAGAUAACAGUUUUUUAAUCUGUUUUGACAAACAGCAGUAAAGGGUACUGGGUACAGAUACGUGACCUGAUGUUUCAGAAAGCACAGACAUGUACAGGAUAGAAAAAAAUAAAACUUGCACUGCAGUGUUCUUUUCACUGUGUAUAUGUAGAAAGCCCUUGUACUGCAUUUGGCCUUUGCAUUUAUGACUUAUAUGGCUGUAGUUGUACACAUUCUAUAGCAGUUCUAUAUAUUUGUGACUAGACUUAAAUGUAAAUAGAGCUGCAUACCAAGAGUAUAAAUUGUUGUGCAUACUCUAUUAUGAUGAAAUAUAGAAAGUCACAACAAAAGUGGAUUAAUUAACAAACUGCCUUUACAAAUGUAUUUUGUGUAAGAGUCUAUUAUAGAUGGGGACAUUAAUUUACACUGACAUUGGGGUGGGACAUGCAGCCCCCUCAACCUUUCAAUUAUACACACUGGAGUGUCCAUCAUCGCCUACACUGCUUUUUACAAUCAUAAAUCUAAUGUGUCUAAUUUUAUUUAGCUACCCUUUUUUAAUGACCUCAUAAUGAGCCUUCUAACCAGACUUUAAAGCAAAGUGAGGGCUUCCUUUUUACCUUUUACUUUGAGCACCCCCAAAUGAUAGGAAGCCACUGUUUGCAGGUGUGCGCGUGCGUGCGUUAGCACAGGCCUGUCAGAGAGAUGACACACUCAGUCUGUGAUCCUGUUAAAAUGGUAAGAUUUAAAUAGACACUACUUCAAAUAAAGCACCAGAUUGCAGUAC